GUGUCCAUCAACUCAGGUCGAUAGCAAACGAGCUAACUAGCUCCACACAGACAAAAUACCGUGAAUGAAGCAUAGCGGCGAGAAACCCGCGGGUUACUUAUUUACAUUUAUUUAUUUUUAUUUAUAUUUAAACAUUAAAUCGGUUAUUUGCAGAAACCGGGACGGAAGGAGAGGAGAAUGGUCGUCCCUGAUGGUGGAAGUGUCAUCCAGCCAGCGGACAGCAGUGAUGCAGACGAGCUGAUGUCCAGCUCAGAGCCGGAGUUCGGUCCCAAUCUGACCACGGUGGAGCUGGAGGAGGUGCGUAAGCUGCAGGAGCUGGUGCGCCGUCUGGAGGUCCAGAAUCAAGCCCUGCGCAACAGGGGCAGCAAACUGGUGCUGGGGGCCGCCAGCAACAGCAACAGCAACCUCUCCACCGGAGCUAACAGGAAUAACCUGCACGGGGCCAUGGACACUUCUCCCGGAGCAGAGGAUGCUGGGAACCUGGCGGGCAGCAGCAGCAGUGAGGACAUGUCUCCGCUGCCCGAGGCCUCCAGGCUGGAGGAAGAGGAGGAGGAGGAUGGGUUCUUAGGCUCCAAACAAACACUGGGACGCUUCGACCCGAGUCUGUCUCCGGAUCUCUAUGAAGCGGACACGCUGGGAGCGAGUGGUGCGGUUAUGGACCAGUCCGCCCUGGACGAGGUGGAUGAGCUUGACUUAGAGACGUGCGCUCAGGCCGAGGAUGAAGACAGUUGGUUGUACGUUUCACCAAAGAAGCAGGUUGCGGCUGAACUGGGGCCUGAAUCACCGCUCAAAUGGUGUCGAAAAGUUCUCGAUCAUCCCAGUCCAGAGACUGAGGUCGCCUGUCGGACGCUCAUCAACCGGCUAGACCAAACGUCUAGAUGGAAGAACGUGUACAGUAGCCCAUCUCAGUCCAGUGAGGCUGGCGUCUCGGCGUCCUCAUCUGCUGGGUACCUCAAAUCAACUAACAAAACACUACUAACCUCUGGCAGCUCAGGGUGCAUGGGUGUUCCCUCUGCUCUCAGCUCACAGUCGUCUAUUGACAGUGAGUUAAGCACCUCAGAUGACUCCAUCUCCAUGGGCUAUAAGCUUCAGGACCUGACUGAUGUUCAAAUAAUGGCUCGUCUGCAGGAGGAGAGUCUCCGGCAGGACUACGCCUCUACCUCGGCCUCGCGCCGCAGCUCCUCCGCCUCCCUGCAGUCUCUGCGUCGAGGCACCUACAGCGACCAGGAGCUGGACUCCUACAGUCAGGAGGACGAGGAGGAUGAGUGCUGCUCUCUGCCGCAGCGGCUCCAGCGCUACUCGCCCUCGCCCCACGGCUCGCCCCGCUGCCUGUCGCCCAGCACACUAGCCGAGUACAACCGCCCGCGCAUGUCCCGCCGCUCGCUGCAGGGCCCGGGGCCCAGGAGUGAGGAGGAGCUCAGGCACAGCAUGCCUAACCUGACCCCGCGCAGCAGCCUGCAGUCUCUGGAGGCAGUCAGAAACAGCCGCAGCAUGGAGGCUAACUUACAGAGCUCAGGCAACCGCACGUCCCGUCUGCCCCAGUCCCCCACAGGUGUAUCAUCUGCGAGGAUGAGGGCUGAUGGCCAGUCCCCUCUCUAUCUGCGGACUCCCAUGAAAGCCCUGAGCCCGGUCAGCUCUAUGUCUGCGCUGCGACAGCAGGCCAAAGGGCCAGCGAGUGCCCAGGGAGGGAUGAGGAGGGUGCAGUCUCCCGGUCCCAACAAUGGGGCGUCAUACUCCGGCUCCAGGUCCUCUGCUGUCACCCGGCAAACGCCAGGAAGAGGCUUGACGCCCGCUUCACCUUCGUCCAGAGGCAGACUUCCACAGACGCCCAGGAGCAGAUCGCUGGGAAUGACCAAACCGUGCGCUCCCAUCGCUGAUGAAUCCUGGAAAGACGGAUGUUACUGAAGCCCUGAGAACUUCAGCUGUUUUCCUCACAGCGAAAUCCAUGAAAAGACAUGGCAGAGAAAAAUCAACAGAGUCCCUAAAACCGGAGCCUUCGUAAUGAGAGGAACAAUGGAUCAGACACAGUUUGCGUUCAAAGACUACAACAAAUUGUAAUAUUUGCUUGAUUUUCAGAUAUCAAUAUACUUUUAUUUUCAUGAGAAUGGGGAAGUAUGAUAACUUGAAUAAUGAAAAAGGUUUUGUCCUGUAAUACUUGUUGUUUUUGUGAAACAAUGUGUGGAAUUUAAUUCCUAAAUGCUGUGGAGUAAUCUGAUGUUGAUUUUGCAUGUUUAUCUAUUUUUAGAAAUGAAGGAUAUAUGAUUUUUAUUUGUGGGAAAAGUUUUUAAUUUGAUGAAGGAAUUGUUGUAUUCUGUAAAGCAAGAAAUUUGUCUGUUUUGUAUCGCCAAGACAUAAACACAGCAAUAGUUUUCACAAAAAUUGACCUCAGAGAAGAAAAUAAUUUUAAUUUUUAUUAUUUUAAUGGCAAUCACAGCGAUGUGCCAAGGUGCAUUACUACUGCUACACUGUUCCUUAAUUCAGAGUGCGUGAAGUUACUACACUUUCACUCCAUUUGGAAGGAUGACUAUAAAUUUUGAUGCCUGUAUAGUCUAGGUUUAAAUAUGCACUAAGCCAGUAAAAUUGGAAAUAUAUGAGUAUGCAAUGAUAAUGGAGUGCCUCAGAAAAUCAAUAAAUCAAUUUCAGCAAUAAA
Molecule: messenger RNA, 2650 nt
Organism: Onychostoma macrolepis
Lineage: Eukaryota; Metazoa; Chordata; Actinopteri; Cypriniformes; Cyprinidae
Product: SLAIN motif-containing protein-like
Exons: 9
Coding region: 178-1905 (575 amino acids)
Biological process (GO): positive regulation of microtubule polymerization; microtubule nucleation; cytoplasmic microtubule organization
Cellular component (GO): microtubule plus-end
Source: RefSeq, a predicted model, not a curated record